UCGCGACAUUUUUGAACCCGUUUUCUACUACCAGUUUCACCUUCUAUAUUAGACUCUGUGAUUUACUCUUACAAUGAGAGGGCACAAAAUACUCGUAUAGAGGUGCACCAGGAAACCGUUUUAUUGUGUAAUUUGACCGUCUUAAUUAUUAUAGUUGUCCAUGGCAUUUAAACAGCUUACAUCUCAUAGUUGCAAGCUCGUACAGCCAUAUGUCCCUUUUGUUUUUAAGGAACUGAAUUUGGUAUUUACAAAAGGAUGGUUACCAUGUUUUGCAGUACCUUGUAUUUCAACUCGUAAAUUCAUGAGAGAUGUGAACACCGAUGCUAAAAGAAUUGAAAAAUUUGAUAAAAUGAACUUAGUUGCAUCAUUUAAUCAUACAUUAAUUUCUUCUGUCAAUAAGGAAUUCAUUGACCCAUUUAUGAUCAAUUUACCCAAGAAACUUUAUAUGCCUACGGAUGCUGUAAAUAAUCUAAAAGUAUAUGAAGAUAUCAAUAACGCUGAAAAAUCUAUUCAAGAACCUAUUUUAAAUAACAUAAAAAUCAUUGAUGCUCCUAUUCCAAACAAACAUCCUAGGAAAGAAGCUGUUCGGAUGCUUAUAAUUAGGAGGAGGAAAAUGAAAAAGCAUAAGCUUCAAAGGCUACGUAAGAGAAUGAAGAAUGUUUUUGAAAAAAUUAAAAUGAGAAGAGAACUGAGGAAAGAGCAAGCAUUUCGAGCUGAAUUACUGUCCCAAGUUGAAAUUGCUGAGAAAUUUGAUGCUAAGGCUUAUGUAGAAGGUAUUCUGCAUACGCUUAGGUAUCAUCCAAAACCAGAGACAGCUGACGAAAGGCGAGAAAGGUACAGACAACGGAUGAAAAAGAACAGGUAUCAGACAACAGUUAUAAUGCCCAGUUUUAGAGAUGCUUAGAGAUGGAUGUUAAAGACAUUUCCUAAAUAAAUUUCAAGUAAUUUAAAAUAUA
Stegodyphus dumicola is the source of this 956-nucleotide messenger RNA. RefSeq lists its product as uncharacterized. The record is from RefSeq and is a predicted model, not a curated record. NCBI's taxonomy places the organism in Eukaryota, Metazoa, Arthropoda, Arachnida, Araneae, Eresidae.